AUGCCUUACAGCAACUCCUUCGACAUCAACGAGUUUAUCAACGUUGACAUGUUCGAGGAUGACGUCCCGGAGAUGGAUACGGAUACCACCGAGGAUUCGCAGGCGCAUGAGCAUGAUUCCGAACGCAACAAGGCCAACGACGUCGACUUCCCAAACGCAGGAUCUCUGCCCUCGUUCCCCCAAGACGUGCUGCACCUCCUCCCACCGAACUCGCCCUUUACACUCUUGCAAGACACCACCAAUUCCGUGGACCGUGUGGCUAUUAGUUCGCAAGCCCAGGAUGGAGAAGAGGAACAUGAGACGAAGUCUUUCGAGCCACCCGUCGUACCGAGCGACAACAUUCGCGCGCCUCCGCCGCCGGCCUCAAACGCUGCGGAGCUCCCACUCGUCGUAGGAAACCAGCCAUCACAGCAAGACUAUCCCUCCGCGCAGGCUUCUACCAGCCGACAAAGGGACAAGGAGAAUGCACCGCUCGCCCAUCCUCCAGUCGAUGGACAUCCUGCUGCACUUCAACCCCUCGCUUCUCCAGUCGUCACUCGACCUCGUCGCCGCGCGCAACAAGAGCGGCCUAUCGCGGGGCCCUCUUCCGUCACGUUGGACGACCUAGCGUCCGCAGAGUCGCAAGGUUCUGAUGCGGCGCCGGAGCGACCCCGCACUAAGCGUCCUCGCAGCACACACGAUGAUGUCUCCGCCAUGCAGGCGGCUGCUCGCAAGGCAAAAAAGUGCGGGCUCGAUGGAGGCGAGUGCAAACACGCGCUCACGGACGACACGACGGAGAAUAAGCAGCACAUCAAGGACAACCACCCCUGCAAGAUCCCGUCUGACGCAGGAACGCCGGCAGCCACCACGGGAACUAUCUAUUACAAAGGCAAAAAAGCUCUGUCCGACGAAGACGUGCGGGGUCACGUCACGAAGGGCUCACUUGCUUGUACGUGGGGUACGCCUGGGGCUGCGCGGUGCGGACACGUGUUCUCUGGUGACACGCCAGAGGCGAGCUUGGCGCGGCAUGUGGAGGAGAACCACUGGGGCCGGGAGUUCGCGUGCGACAAGUGCACUCCGCGUCGCCGGUUUGGCUCUCUUCGUGCGCUCCAAGCCCACAUGAAGAAGCACGACGGCGCUGGGUGUGCUGAUGUACCGAAGGGCAAGAAAGCUCGCCGGGAUAAUGGAGACGGAGACGGCGAUGAAGGGAAAGGAAUGCGGCCGACGAAGCGACGGAGGGUGAAGUGA
Messenger RNA from Trametes versicolor FP-101664 SS1, 1227 nucleotides. RefSeq lists its product as uncharacterized. The transcript has 4 exons. Bases 1 to 1227 code for a protein of 408 amino acids. The record is from RefSeq and is a predicted model, not a curated record. NCBI's taxonomy places the organism in Eukaryota, Fungi, Basidiomycota, Agaricomycetes, Polyporales, Polyporaceae.